Lasiosphaeria miniovina is the source of this 1437-nucleotide messenger RNA. RefSeq lists its product as uncharacterized. Bases 1 to 996 code for a protein of 331 amino acids. The record is from RefSeq and is a predicted model, not a curated record. The transcript is spliced from 4 exons. NCBI's taxonomy places the organism in Eukaryota, Fungi, Ascomycota, Sordariomycetes, Sordariales, Lasiosphaeriaceae.
AUGUUCCCAGUGUAUAGCUGCGCCUUUGUCGCCUUCUUUAUCGUCGCCCUCACCGUCGCAUCCGCCAUCGUCUUUAUCGCCUCCGCCAUCGUCUUCAUCGUCUUCAUCGUCUUCAUCGUCUGUAUCACCGACUCCGCGCUCGUCUGUGAGGAUAGGAUGCUUGUCAUCCCACGCUGCGCCGCUGAUAAUAGGCGCGGUGACAAGGAGCUUGUAUCAGGGCGGCCGCACCUGCUACGGGACGAGCCGUCGUUCCCCAUCUUCGGCCACUUCCCUGCCGAGAUCCGCUGCAACAUCUGGGCGCAGGCUGUCGAGCCGCGGGUGUUGCGCAUCAACCUCCACACUCAAACCGAGGUCGACGGCGGUGCCCCGACCCCGGCACCCCGCAACGCCAUCCACACACUGCCAGUCAUCACUGCUACGCCUGCGCUGACGCGGACCCUGCGCGCCGCCUUGAACGUGUCGCUGGCCUGCAUCGAGGCCAACAUGGAGAUGCGCCGGGCGUCGCCCGACACGAUGUCGCUGCUGCUGCCCGGCGCGCGCCGCACCGUCCAGGUGCCCUACUGCCGCCGCCGCGACAUCAUCUGCUUCGACCCGUGCCCGCCGCCGCAGCCGCCGUUCCCCGUCGGCGUGUUGGGCAUCGACGUCGGCCCCAUCAGCCCCAAAGAGGCCGUCAUCGCCGUCAACGCCGCCAUCUACUUCCGCUGCCGCCGCCUCCACCUCGUCCACGGCGGGCUCGACUUUGCCGCCCCCGAGACCACCACUAUUUGGGAAAUUAGGUCGCCACUCCACACGGACAGCAACAGCAUCGCUUACGUCCAUAACGGCCAGGUCGACGUCGUCGAGCAGCAGCCUCUCCAUUACGAGGACAAGAUCUUUGACCCAUCCGUGUCAAUCAAAAUGAGGCUGUUCAUCUUCCACAAGGUCUUCAAGUGGAGCUAUAUUGGGCCGAAAAAGGCAAAGACCGCUCGGCUGGGGAUGGGCCAGCUGGGCAUGUAGGAGGCAGGUAUGUUGCGCCGUGUAUGUGUCCGGUUUAGCAUUGUGGGCUUUGGUAAUAGUGUGCAAAAGGGACGGUUUGAACGGGAAAUGGAUUGGGUUUGGCUGAUGGCUGCAAAAAAAAAAAAACCGGCUUCUGUUGCCUUGACUGACCGCCAUUCCCUUGCCAAGUGGUGAGUGUCAUGGGGUGCGGAACGGGGCGGAUAUUCGGGAUGAUUUGGGAUAACCGACGGUGAUGGUGGUGCUUUUUGCCCGUGUGUUGUGUUUGGUCUGAACUCGGAGUUUUGGAUUCUGGGGGUUGGAAUUGGAUCUGGAACUUACGAACCGUUAUGAUUUUAUUGCGCCGACAAAGGGAUAACUGCUACACAAAAUACGCACUUCAGGUUGCAAACACGUUGGCCCGCUUCUUCAUCCGCCGAAUAGUGUCCGCCGAAUAGUGCCGAU